GCAUGCGUGCUCGGAGCUUUCUGUGUCCUGCACGUUUUUAUUUUUUUAAUUUUGGUUGAGUUUUGUCUUGUUUUUGUUCUAGCUUCCUCCCAUAUUCCAAACUCGUGCAUGUUAGUUACAGUGAAGACUCUAAAUUGUCAAUAAUUGUAAAUGUAAGGAUAAAGGUUCUAUUUGUCUAAAAAUGGUCUGCAAUUGGCUGGUAAUUAGUUCAGGAUUUACACUGCCUCUCUUCCAAAGUUAGCAAAAAGGCUAUAGAAAAAUGAAUCGAUGAAUGGAUGGAAAAUCCUCAUGUCUUAAAAAAAAGAAACGGCAGUGACAUGGAAGAAUGUGAACAUUCAUUAACAGUUAUGCAACAGAUUUGGAGAAGCAAGAUAUUCCACAUCCAUAGCCUUAUUUAAGAGUAUCGUUUGAUGCUGUUUGCCCUUCAACAAUGAUUUGUGAUGAAUGUGUUUUGUCUUGUGCCAUCUUCAAAAUUAACAUCUUUGGACGUUCAAAAAUGUGUAAUCCUAUAGGUAAAUGUUUUUUCUCCCCCCAGUUGUUAUCAUAAGCUAAUUUGGCCGUUUUGUUUCUCUUUUGACAAUGUUCAGAAAGCUAUGGGAACAAGUUUUGACUGCAUAAAAGUUGAAGAAAUGUUAGCUAGCUUUUAAACAAUAUACAGUACAUCCAUCUAUCCAUCCAUUAUCUGAUCUGCUAUCCAAUGUAAUUAUUUUUUUUUGUUAUUCAUGUCACUUCUACUCUCUAUAAGUUAUAGCGGAAGUCAUGGCCCACAAGAGCAUCAGCGUUGAGUCAUGCUAGCUUUGCACCACUCCAACUCUUCAUCCUCGUCACUCAUCCCUCGUUCGUCAAAUGGCAGCAGAGGGGAAGCGGUGUCCGGGGUGGCCCUUGAGAUGUCGCAGCGGGGAAACCUGACCGCCAGCGCUGUCAUGGUGGUGGUGUUGCCCAUGACUUUGGGUAUCGUGUCCAACAUCGUGGCCCUGUUCAUCUUGGCCAACGCCUACUGGCUCCAGCGACGGCGCUCCAAAGCCACAUUCCUCCUCUAUGCUACCUCGCUGGUAGUAACGGACUUCAUGGGCCACGUGAUCCCCGGCGCCCUGGUUCUGAGACUCUACCUCUCUGGAGACGUGCGGCCGGAGGACUCCAGCGCUUCUGACGGCAUGUGCCAGUUCCUGGGAGGAAGCAUGGUGUUUUUCGGCCUGUGCCCGCUCUUCCUAGGUUGCGCCAUGGCUGCGGAGCGUUGUCUGGGCGUCACCAAGCCCCUCCUGCACUCCUCCCUGGUCACAAGCACCCGCACUAAAAUGUGCCUGUGUGCGAUUUGGCUGGCCGCUCUGUGUGUGGCCUUGCUGCCUUGCUUGCAGCUGGGCUCGUACACCUAUCAGGACCCGGGCACCUGGUGCUUUAUUCAAGUCCUCAGUGAUAUUCACGAGGCGGACGUGGCAUUUGUGCUGCUUUUCUCUGGGCUAGGCCUGAGCUCCCUGGCUGCGGCAGUGGUGUGUAACACCAUCAGUGGACUGACGCUGGUGCUCGCGAGGAUCAGGAGGAAACCUGGGUCGCAUCAUUCGGCCAAGUCGCAUGACAUCGAGAUGGUGGUGCAGCUGGUGGGGAUCACGGUCACUUCGUGCAUUUGCUGGUGCCCCCUGCUGAUCAUUGGCCUGAUGACCGCGAUCCGCUCCUACACAGGAUCCAUUGGAGAGGACCUUCCCAACUACAAAAUACUACUGGUGAUGGGUGUGAGACUGGCCACAUGGAACCAGAUCCUGGACCCAUGGGUCUACAUUCUACUGCGCCGAACCGUCUUACGGAAAAUCUACCUCAUUGCAAAGUGCCAAGCGGGUCUGGGGGGUAAUUUAUUCGGGUGUUUAGACUCUACAUCUCCUACCGAGUCUGAGAAGAAUGAAGUGAAUCAAGCCUAAACUGGGACGACUGUGUCAAACAUAUUUUCAAAAAGCCUACGAACUAAAUACAUUUGAUAAAAGAAUAUGGCGAUGGAAGAGCGACUUGCAUGAGCACAAUGCGGCAUUUCUGGGCUGGACCACUUCAGAAAUAUUACCGUAAUUAUGAGAGAAUGUGUAACCCGUGUCUUUUUCAUUGUUACAUGGGUUUCUGACCUUUGAAAUGGAAGCUAGCUGACUGCUAUGAUUUGGCACCAAACUUGAUCAACCUCCCAAUUUAAGUCGGCAAUGCUUCAUGCAUAGUUCUCAUUAGGACAGCAGAAUGUAAAUGUGAUGCAAAAUCAGAGUGCUUCAUUUGGAAGAAGAUGGUUUUCUUUCUCCACCAGAGGAAGUUUGACAGUAAAGGCCAACACAUUUUACAUUUCUUGGGCGUCAACUCAACUCAACUGUAUUUAUAGAGCACUUUCAAACAGCCAAUGUCAGAAUGUAAAGGAAGCUUCGGAGAGGACGCGACAACAAAAUAUUCACGCUUCACAUGAUGUGAGAACAUUUUGAUAUUCUUAAUAGCUACCCCUCAAAUUACUGAGGAUGUGCAGUUAAAAAAAAUGAGUAAAGCAAAUGACUCUUUCUUGCAAUUACUUUUGACGAAUAAUUGCCCCAGAAUUGUAUGAGUCAUUGUAUUUGGCAAUUACAAUGAGCAUAAUGUAACUGUGUCUUUUGGGCCAGCACUUCUCCUUUUACAACAUUUUGUGGAUACUGGCUAAAUUGUGUCUGGAUCUGGAUCACAUGAUGGCAACCACACAAAGUACUGUAUAAAUAUCAGAAAAAAAAUUGGAGCUCAAACAUAUCUAAGUUUGUGUGUGCAAAUUGGUAAUGUGAUGUGCCUCAUUACAAAUUGGUGGAAACCAUGACGGUUGUGCCCUCUCGACUAAAGAUCCAAACUUAUUUGAGUAACUGGGUAAAAACUGAUCUCACGGUGGGGGGAGAAAAAGUAGAUAAAAGUCUACUUGCACCAUCCGCAUAUACAUUUGUGUCUUUAGAGGAACUGAUUUUUUUUUUAAGAAUUUAACAUAUUUGUGGAUCAUCUUAAUUGCAUUUGAUUCAUGUUUUUUUUUUCCGGUAACCAACAAAAGCUUAACCAAAUACUUGAUCACUUGUGGAUCUGAGGCUCCUCAAACCGUCAUGCGUCUAAAACACUCACCAUGACAUCACAAGAGUGCACAAACACACGCACGCAUUGGUCAUGCUUUGCUUCAACAUUCCUCACUUAGAUGAAAUUGAAUUUGUGGCCUAAGUCAAAUGGCGGGACGCAACGGCUCACUAAUGACUGACCCUCAUCAUCGGACUUCUCGGUCAGUCCCCUUUCAUGUGGACUAUUGUGGUUCAUUUCUGUUCCAUCAGAGAAUGAAUAUCCCUACAGAAUGAAUUUCACUACUUAACAUGAACUUACUAAGACAUCCUAUGGUAGUAUUUCUGGCAUUAAAAACACAUCCUCUUGUCAAACUUGUGAAUCUAACUGCUAAUUUGUGAGGAAAAUAGAGCAGCGUGAGGUUGCAGUCGCUUGAUUUCCACGAGUCAUAGUCACGCACAGAUGAUGUGAUAACCAAACGACUGUAGAUUAAUCAUUGUGAUUAUUUAAACUGUUGUUUGAUCAUAAACCAUGGUUCUAGUGUAUAAUACUGCAUAUUUGGCUCUUGAGCAACUCACGACCUGAGCCUGCAUGCUGCGGAUAAGGAACUGCAGAACAGUGUUGGAUCAUUAACUUAGCGUCGGAGCAUCUGCCUCCUGCUCCAAGUGAAGCAAGACGACAGAACAAAACGAAAAGAGCAAUGCUGCCUCCAUAAAAUAAAACAAGCUUAACAAUGACGAAUAAAGCUCAAUGACUAAUACA
Hippocampus zosterae (dwarf seahorse) is the source of this 3780-nucleotide messenger RNA. Its product is annotated as prostaglandin E2 receptor EP1 subtype-like. The transcript has 2 exons. Gene Ontology annotation, biological process: adenylate cyclase-activating G protein-coupled receptor signaling pathway; positive regulation of cytosolic calcium ion concentration; inflammatory response. Gene Ontology annotation, cellular component: plasma membrane. The record is from RefSeq and is a predicted model, not a curated record. NCBI's taxonomy places the organism in Eukaryota, Metazoa, Chordata, Actinopteri, Syngnathiformes, Syngnathidae. Gene Ontology annotation, molecular function: thromboxane receptor activity; prostaglandin E receptor activity. The coding region runs from base 789 to 1910 and encodes 373 amino acids.